AGCGUUGCCCUCAGAUUUUAUGGCCUGCCCUGUUAGCUGUCUUCCGCGAUGUUAUCUGUCGCAGAUUUAAGUGCACAUGUGACAUUCAGCCCCGUGUGGAAGCCACCCAUCCCUCCCCGUUUGGGGCGGUGGUCUCCUCCGCCCCAGGGCUUCCAGUUCCCCCUUCCCGUGAGUUCAGCUCCCGGCACAGCUCAGCUCCUCGGGCAGCGGUGCAGCUGCGGUGCACGGGCUCCGCCGGGGCAGUGCCGCAGGAAGGGGCAGAGGAGCACAGCGCCGAGCUCACCUCCGGCCUCCACCUGGGAACAUUCAGUUCCCACCCGGAUUUGUUAUGGAAAACUGCCGCGUUUCUCUGCCGCUCUGUCCUUGGGACUUAAUCUCAAAUCCGUUAUCAGUGCCGCGAUCGGGCACUGGCAGCCAGUGAUGCUGAUAACGGCAGUUUUGAUAGCCCCUCCGGCUAUUUUUUCCCCCUGACCAGCUUGGGGUGGUUCCAGCCACUCGGAUUCCCCCGGGCGCUAUGGGGCCACGCUUGGCUCUGCCGGGUAUAAAUCCCCGACCCCAGCGCUGCAGGUGGGACCCGUGCAGCCACCAUGGCCGAGCUGCCCUGUGCCGAACCCCCGCCGCGCUGCAGCGGCCGCUUCACCAUCAGCACGCUGCUGGGCGCCGAGGAGGCGGCGGGCUGCGAGGGCACGCAGCUGUCGGGCGGCUCGCUCUGCACCAGGACCUUCGGCUACAACACGGUGGAUGUGGUGCCCAACUACGAGCACUACGCCAACAGCAGAGGGGUGGGCGAGGCCGGGCGGGGAAGGCCGUCGCUGGCGGACCUCCACUCCAUCCUCAAGCCCGACCCUGGCCACCUCCGCGUGCCGCUGCCUGACCCCCAGCGCAGCAACGGCCUCCCCGACGCCGAGGAGGGGGCUGGCGAGCCAGGCAGGGCCCCUGCACCAGAGCCCGUCCGCUUUGGGUGGGUGAAGGGUGUGAUGAUCCGCUGCAUGCUGAACAUCUGGGGUGUGAUCCUCUACCUGCGGCUGCCCUGGAUCACGGCCCAGGCAGGAAUCGCCCUGACGUGGCUCAUCAUCCUGAUGUCUGUGACCGUGACCACCAUCACCGGCCUGUCCAUCUCGGCCAUUUCUACCAACGGCAAAGUGAAGUCAGGGGGCACCUACUUCCUCAUCUCGAGGAGCCUGGGGCCAGAGCUGGGCGGCUCCAUCGGUCUCAUCUUUGCCUUCGCCAACGCGGUGGCCGUGGCCAUGCACACGGUGGGCUUUGCCGAAACCGUGCGGGAUCUGCUGCAGGAGCACAACUCCCUGAUCGUGGACCCCACCAACGACAUCCGCAUCAUCGGGGUGCUCACCGUCACCGUGCUGCUGGGCAUCUCGCUGGCUGGCAUGGAGUGGGAGGCGAAGGCCCAGAUCCUGUUCUUCUUGGUCAUCCUGGUGUCCUUCAUAAACUACCUGGUGGGGACGGUGAUCCCGGCCAGCGCCGAGAAGCAAGCAAAGGGCUUCUUCAGCUACAGAGCUGACAUUUUUGCCCAGAACUUCGUGCCCAACUGGCGCGGACCCGAGGGCUCCUUCUUUGGUUUGUUCUCCAUUUUCUUCCCAUCGGCAACUGGCAUCUUGGCCGGAGCCAAUAUCUCUGGUGACCUGAAGGACCCUGCCGUGGCCAUCCCCAAGGGCACCUUGAUGGCCAUCUUCUGGACCACGGUGUCCUACCUGGUGCUGUCGGCUACAAUAGGUGCCUGCGUGCUUCGGGACGCCUCGGGCAGCCUGAACGACAGCGUGGCCGUGGGCUCACCAGGCUGCGAGGGACUGGGCUGCAGCUACGGCUGGAACUUCACCGACUGCGCCCAGCGGCAGAGCUGCCGAUAUGGGCUCAGCAACUACUACCAGAGCAUGAGCAUGGUGUCGGGAUUCGGUCCCCUCAUCACGGCUGGGAUCUUUGGGGCCACCCUCUCCUCAGCACUUGCCUGCCUCGUCUCAGCCCCCAAGGUCUUCCAGGUGAGCACUGGUCCCUGUCCCUCUCCCUGUCUCUGUCCCCAGGUGACAGGACAGGACAUCCCUGCACCUCUCACCCCUUUCUCCCCCCAGUGCCUCUGCAAGGACGAGCUCUACCCUCUCAUAGGCUUCUUCGGGAAGGGCUAUGGGAAGAACAGCGAGCCCAUCCGCGGCUACAUGCUCACCUAUGUGAUCGCCAUUGGCUUCAUCCUCAUCGCCGAGCUCAACGCCAUCGCCCCCAUCAUCUCCAACUUCUUCCUCUGCUCCUAUGCGCUCAUCAACUUCAGCUGCUUCCAUGCUUCCAUCACCAACUCUCCAGGCUGGCGACCCUCCUUUCGGUAUUACAGCAAGUGGGCUGCGCUCUUCGGUGCUGCAAUCUCAGUGGUCAUCAUGUUCCUGCUGACCUGGUGGGCGGCCCUCAUCGCCCUCGGCAUCGUCGUCUUCCUCCUGGGCUAUGUCCUCUACAAGAAGCCAGACGUCAACUGGGGCUCCUCCAUGCAAGCCAGCUCCUACAACCUGGCGCUGAGCUACUCGGUGGGGCUCAGCGAGGUGGACGAGCACAUCAAGAACUACAGGCCGCAGUGCCUGGUCCUGACCGGGCCGCCCAACUUUCGCCCAGCGCUGGUGGACUUCGUGGGCACCUUCACCAAGAACCUCAGCCUGAUGAUCUGCGGCAACGUGCUGAUCGGCCCCCGCAAGCAGAAGGUGCCCGAGGCCCGGCAGGCAUCAGACGGCCACACCAGAUGGCUCCUCAAGAGGAAGAUCAAGGCCUUCUACACCGACGUGCUCGCUGAAGACCUGAGGAGCGGUGUCCAGAUGCUGCUGCAGGCCGCCGGCCUGGGGAAGAUGAGACCCAACAUUGUCGCUCUGGGCUACAAGAGGGACUGGCAGGCAGCUGCGCCGCAGAGCCUGGAGGAUUACGUGGGCAUCCUGCACGACGCCUUUGAUUUCAAGCAUGGCGUGUGCCUGCUGCGGCUGCGGGAAGGGCUGAAUGUUUCCCGAGUUCCACAGGCCCACAUUAACCCCACAUUCGGGGCAGCAGAGCAGCCUGGUGGGAACGGCACUGGCAGCAGAGCAGCGCCCAGCAUCGACCCCGAGCAGCAGGCGAGCACCAUCUUCCAGAGCCAGCAGGGCAAGAAAACCAUCGACAUUUACUGGCUCUUUGAUGACGGAGGGCUGACGCUGCUCAUCCCAUACCUCCUCGGGCGCAAGAAGCGGUGGGGAAAAUGCAAGAUCCGGGUAUUUGUUGGUGGGCAGAUCAACAGGAUGGACGAGGAGAGGAAGGCGAUCGUGUCCCUGCUGAGCAAAUUCCGCCUGGGCUUCCACGAGGUCCACGUCCUGCCCGACAUCAACCAGCAGCCCCGGCCGGAGCACACCAGGAGGUUCGAGGAGCUGAUCGCGCCCUUCCGGCUGAACGAUGGCUUCAAGGACGAGGCGGCGGUGAACGAGCUGCGGCAUGGCUGCCCUUGGAAGAUUUCUGAUGAGGAGGUGCACAGGCACAGAGCCAAGUCACUCCGACAAGUGAGGCUCAACGAGAUUUUGCUGGAUUACUCGCGGGACGCGGCGCUCAUCGCCAUCACGCUGCCCAUCGGCAGGAAGGGCCGCUGCCCCAGCUCCCUCUACAUGGCCUGGCUCGAGACGCUCUCACAGGACCUGAGACCCCCGGUCAUCCUGAUCAGAGGAAACCAGGAGAACGUUCUGACCUUUUACUGCCAAUAAAGCCUCCCACACCCCUGCCACGUGACUUUUUCAGGCUGCAUUUGAGCGAUUCAAAGGGGUUUGGGGCAGUAGUGAAUGCGUGGGGGUCACAGCAAUGCCCGAAGCACACAGCUGCUGUGCUCUCGGAAAAGCUCGUUUGGCUGGUCCUGGUCCUUGGAGGUUAUGUACAGACACAAAAUAACGCCGGUGCUGCCGGUACCACCAGCUGGGUUUGCUGGAGCUGUGCAGGUGUGGUACAGGCUCCCAGGCUGAGCUGUGCCCCAUCCUCAGGGUGCCGAGGGGACAGCCUUGGGCAGCACCACAUUCCCCAGCCAAGAACCAGCCCACAAGAACCAGGGCUGUGAUGGAGCCGCAGGGCCCAGGACCUCAUAACCUGGAAGAACAGGGGCAUUUUUGGGAGCAGAGAGCCCCAAA
Numida meleagris (helmeted guineafowl) is the source of this 4124-nucleotide messenger RNA. It is a transcript of the gene SLC12A3, whose product is annotated as solute carrier family 12 member 3. Lineage: Eukaryota; Metazoa; Chordata; Aves; Galliformes; Numididae. Gene Ontology annotation, biological process: chloride ion homeostasis; cell volume homeostasis; potassium ion homeostasis. The record is from RefSeq and is a predicted model, not a curated record. Bases 588 to 3710 code for a protein of 1040 amino acids. Gene Ontology annotation, cellular component: membrane. Gene Ontology annotation, molecular function: sodium:potassium:chloride symporter activity. The transcript has 25 exons.